This is a messenger RNA of Phytophthora nicotianae INRA-310, 2691 nucleotides long. RefSeq lists its product as hypothetical. The record is from RefSeq and is a predicted model, not a curated record. The coding region runs from base 1 to 2691 and encodes 896 amino acids. Lineage: Eukaryota; Oomycota; Peronosporomycetes; Peronosporales; Peronosporaceae. The transcript has 5 exons.
AUGGGUGACGUUUUCCUGCGCGCCUUGGGUGCGGACUUGGAGCAGACGCAGCGUGCCCUGGCCCCGCGCUGUUUGUUUUGCGUGCCGCAGCCACGCUCGCUGCUUGCGGACGAAGCUAUCACUCAAGACGCGCUAUACACGCACUUCCUCACUCCUGCAGGCGACGAGCCGGAACGAUCUCUUGGUUCCUAUGAUUCUCUCAACGGCAAGCAAGUGGCGGUCUUGGGCUCCCAUAUUCACACUGGGAAGGGCUUCAGCGACCGCAGACAAGUGCGUAUCUUGCUAUCCGAGAAGAGGGAGAUCCAUCAUCAGGAAGUGACGGUGCUGCACAUCAGUCGGCCGCUAGAGGGCGGUCUCGAGGUACCGGAAGACCCCAGUGAGAUUGAUGUCGCUACCUUGAGAAAAUAUACAGCCAUCCUCAGAUCGUUUCCGGAAAACGAGCUGAUCUUCUAUCAGCUAGAAGAAACUAUUAGUCAAGUGCACAAAAUUUGUGUACAGGAACAAGUGUACGAGAGGUACAAACAGACACUUCCAGCAAACUUGAAAGAGGAGUGGGAAACUGCAGUGGAAGAGCUGAUCCACGCGGGGAGUUUUGAUGAUAUCGAGGAGGACUAUAGGUUGCAGAGAAGACACGGAGGAGGAGUGAGUCAUUUGCUGCAGAUACAGCAAGUGGUAGAGUGCUAUUUAAUGGAGAGUCUGCACGACGUGAUAUUUCCGAGAAUUGUAGCGAGCUGUCGAGAGCAGGAUAAGAAACUGCAACAGGUUUUGUAUCGUAUGAGGCACUAUACGCCAGAAGAUUUUGGACUGAGGAAGGAGUUCCAGUGCUUCGCUGCGGAAGCACGAGACACGCUUCUAACUGUUACACAGAAGAAGACGCCGUUAGACAUGCUACUGGUUUUUAAGACAUGUAUUGAUCGAGUCAGCGAUGCAAUUACACGGAAUGUCAAGCUGCGUAGAUUAGACUUUGAAGCGUAUCAAUUGACGACAGACGAUAUUUUGGAUCAGCUACUCUUCGUGCUGGUGCAAGCCUUCAAUAAAGUUCUGCGGGAGACAGCAGAGGACGCUUCGGGGCCAGCUUCGCCGUUUCCUAUCGCGGCUGUGAUAAAGUACAUCUCGGAUUAUCAUUUUAUCAACUCCAACACGACAGCAUUGGGCUUCACGAUAGCGAACUUUCAAGUGGCUAUUGAAUAUUUCUUGAUGCGUGGGGAUCACGACGACGACUGCAAGGACUGUGCAGAUCUUGCUUUACAAGGCGGAAAUGCUGGAAUUCGUUGUUCACAGAUUAUUGAAGAAUCAAAGUGCGUACGAGCUGUCCAUAAGAUUCGACGAGAUCUUAGGAAGGCCGUGGAGAACGUGGAGCUUGCGCGACGAGAUACUGGGACUGAAACUGGACAAGAGACUCCGCACACGAUUCUUGCUGAAUCCAAUAGCUCUGUUGCUAGUGAAUCGAGAUCUGUGAAGCGGUUAUCCAUUAUUGGAGAAUGGUCCACGUCUAGUCAAGGCACGGAUGUGAUAAACGGCACUUCUAUUGAUGCUUCAUCGAACGGUGCACUUGCUGUUCACCCUGUUGAAUUCGUUGUUGGCGAGUCGAGUAAUGAUACCAACAUAAUUCAAGUUGGUAGUGGCCAACGGUUUUUUGCUUCGGUGAUGGAGGAUGGAAAUCUGUUUACUUGGGGCGACAGUAGCGGCGGUCGUUUGGGUUACACUAUUGCCGAUGGCGAUUCUCGGCGAGUCAGCACCCCGCAGCGUGUAUUUGCGCUACAGCAGCACACAAUUAUUCAAGUUUCGUGUGGAGCUUUUCACACUCUGGUUACAGAUCUCAACGGACAUGUCUUUGCCUGGGGAAGCAAUUCUAGAGGUCAACUGGGAUUUCUGUCGCCAGGAACUCCAUCCACUGCAGUUGUGACGCCGUCCGUUGUUGGUGAUCUUCGAGGGAUGUAUAUGAGCUCUGUGGCUUGUGGUGAGUACCAUUCGCUAGCUCUGUCAUCAGACGGCCGCGUGUUUUCGUGGGGCUGCAAUAAAUAUGGGAAGCUUGGUCGUGCUGCGGAGGGCUUGCUAGAUAUGGUGCAACCGAGACAGAUUGAUGCGGACUGGACAGGGUGGGCAAUGGAUAUGAAGUCUAGAAUUGGUAAUGGAGAGAGGUAUAUUGUCCGCCGUAUUGCAGCAGGAAAGGAUCAUUCCCUUGCGAUCAGUAGCGACGGCGCAGGAUUUACAUGGGGGCGUGGGGAUUCUGGCCAGCUCGGCCAUGGAUGUUAUAUGGACGUUAGCGAACCAAAGCAGGUGAUGGCGAUCUCGGCAGCAAUCUCGGAAAAUUGCGGACUGAUCGACAUAGCAGGUGGAAAUGACUUCUCUAUUUUCUUGUUGCAAAAUGGAACCGCGUACAUCUGCGGACGGGAUCCCUCAUUGGACAUUGAGAAGCUUCUUCUAUCGCCAACGCUGCUGACGCUGUCGCCGACACUCGAGCGUGAGUUCUUUGGCCAAAUCACCGCGGUAUCUUGUGGCGAAGCUCACUACACACUCUUGUCAAGAAGUGGAGCACUACUGGUAUCCUAUUCUAGCUUCUCGCAACCAUCGGCCGACGCUGGAUCAACGACAGCCGAAGUGCAGGAGAGGCGCGUGGAAUGGGUAGAAGAGGCCGGUGUUGUCCAUCGAAUGGUGUGCGGCGCCUCACACACGCUCGUCGUUGUUUAG